AACAACCUCUCUUUUUCUCUCAAAAUCUCUCUCUCUCUGCAUAUGCCCUAAGAAUACUCUCUAGUCUCUACAUUCACAUUUCAAUCUUUUACUCAUAAAUCUCUCUCAAUCUCGCCGCCUGCACUCCUGCUUACAAGCCGCGCGGACUGUGCAUAUAUUGAAUAUCUAUAGAUGCACAUUGGUUUCAUUUUCUCCGAGCAAUAAGUAUUAAGUACCGAUGCUACUAUAUACUGUUGCCGUAAAGUAUUUAUACUUAAUACUGGUGGCGGUUAUUGGAGCGGUUAGGGUUUUCGUCGAUCCCUUUUUCUUGGGUUUCUGCCUGACGUAAGGUUACUUCUCUAUCUAUUGCUGUUUUAUGUUUAGAUUUUUGUGCACGGGAAUAAGUUUGUAUCUUUCUAGGAAAGUUGGUUUGUGUACUCGCAAAAACUAGGUUCUGGGAGUUUUAGUUUGGGAUGUUGCUUUUCACGUUGUGUACCUUACAUUAGGUUGUGGUUUGGGAGUUUGUGGCUUUGUCAUAUUUGAGGAGAGGCAAGAGUGUUGGGUUCUGGGGUUUAAUUGUGGUGGUUGGACGUGAUUUUGUUGAAUUUUUUUAGUGGGUUUGGACGAAUUUGUGGAAGGAUGGAGUGAGUUGGAGGAAGCAUUUCGAUUUCUUGGUUCAUUCAGCUUGUCCCUUGGUGUAAAGAUUUUGGUGAGGUAAAGCAGGACAAUUCAUAGUUGAAUCUCUUUGGAAGCACGGGUGCGCUUGGUGCUAUUAUAAGAACUUUAAGUGUGGAGGUGGUGAAAAGCUUGGUUCUUUAGGACAUCUGGUAACCCCACUUAAGGCAAGAGCUCUUUGUAAUAAGAUGGUGUUUUGGCUUUAGAUUUAUUAUUUUCCCCCUAGAAUAAUUAGAUCAUGUCUGGUGCUGAUGGAAAGAACUGAACCUGCAUUAGUUCCGGAAUGGUUGAGAUGUACAGGAAAUCUUGCUGGAGGUGCCUCCUCAGUCCAGCACACAGAUGUUUCUAUUUCAGCAAACUCCAUGCGCAGUAGAUCUUCAAGGAGCAAUAACGAGAAAGAUAGCCCACGUUAUCUGGACAGGAGUUCAUCGUCAAGUUCUAGGCGUAGUUCAACUAGUAAUGGAUCUGCAAAGCAUCCAUAUAGUAGUUUUUCAAGGAGCUACCGGGAUAAAAACCGUGAUAGAGAGAAAGAUAAGUCUCUUUCUGAGGACAUCUGGAACAAUGACUCUCCUGAUCCGUUGGCUAGUAUAUUGACUAGUAGAGUUGAGAGGAGUACCAUGAGGCGGUCCCAAUCAUUGGUUUCAAGAAAACCUGGUGAACCAUUGCCUCGAGCAGUAGAGGACUCACGAAUGAGUGCAAACAGUGUACUCCAGGGGGCAAACAAUCUAAGUUCAGUUCAGAAGGCAGAGUUUGAAAAGGAUUUUCCAUCACUUGGAACUGAAGAGAAGCAAGGUGCAACCGGGAUUAGGAGAGUCUUAUCUCCUGGUUUGAGUUCUGCUGUUCGAAAUUUGCCCACUGGCAACUCAGGCUUUCUUGGUGGUGAGAAAUGGACUUCUGCUUUAGCGGAGGUGCCUGCUACUCUUGCAAAUAGUGGCAUGGGCCACACUCCUUUUCAACAGACCGGUGUUACAUUUUCCAAUUCGUCUUCUGGGGUUUGUAGUACUACAGCUCUCAACAUGGCUGAGGCAUUGUCACAGCCUGUGGCACGAGUUCGUGCCACUACUCAGCUGCCGGAUAAGAGCCAGAGGCUAGAGGAAUUGGCUAUCAAGCAAUCCAGACAAUUAAUUCCUAUGACACCUUCAAUGACUAAACCCUUGGUUCCUAGUUCUGCAGAUAAAUUAAAGCAACCAAAGGUUGCUCUGAAAACUAAUGAGGUAACUGUGGCUUCCAGGGGUGUCCAUAUGCAGCCCCAUUCAUCUCAUCUUGCUUAUCAAUCUCGUGCUGUACAAAGCAGAUCUGAUUCGGCAAGUACCUCUAAUGGUGGAAAGUUUCUGGUUCUCAAACCAGGACGUGAUAGUGUCACUAUUGGAGCUAAGGAUGCAUCUAGUCCAGCUGGUGAUGCCAAUGGCAAAGCUGCUAAUGGCCAACUUGCUAUGGCUUCAUCGACUCCUGCAUCAAUGAGUUCAAGCAAUUCUAUGGUUUCUGCUCUUGAAAACAAGGUUGCUGCCUUAUCACUAAGUUCCAAGUCUACUUUAGACAAGAGAUCAUCCCAAUCCCUGGCCCAAAGCAGAAGUGAAUUUUUUAAUCUCAUGCGGAGGAAAACCUCUCCUUGUGCUACAAUUAUCCACUCAGAUUCGGUUGCAGCUGUUUCAUCUCAUAGUGCAGAAACAUCUGGAGAAAAAUUUGAAGGGGAUGCUGCUAUAAGUCCUUGUGUCUUGGAGAAUGGUAACCAGGUGAUCUGCAAUGGUGAUAGACACGACAUUGCUCAGAAGAUUAAAAGUUUUCCUGAUGUUGGGGACAUUUGCUUGUCUGGUAAUGGAUCAAUUUAUCCGGAUGAAGAAGAGGCCGCAUUCCUUCGUUCACUUGGUUGGGAGGAAAAUGGUGGGGAAGAUGAAGGCUUGACAGAGGAAGAGAUCAAUGCUUUUUAUCAGGAGUACAUGAAUAGGAGACCAUCCUUGGAAGCAUCUCGAAGUUCUCAGCUGAAAUGCUCAACACCAUCUGGACCUCACAAUGCUAUUUCAGGCUUUUCUAGUCCUGACUCAAGCUCCUCUGAGUCUGAGCCUGAAGUUUGAAGAUUAAAAUUUUGUUGGCAGACUAAUUCUUUUUACCAUCUCUUCCAUGUUAAAGGGGAGUAAGGCUUGUGAAUGGCAGGAUGAAAUGGUCUUUUUGACGUCUGCAGAGUGGAGAAUGGUACAAUAAAUUCUUGGUGCCUGGAUCGAUCUUGGCAGAAAUGGAAGUUCGGAACUGGUCUAUCACCGAAAGACAGGAUAGAGAAUGAACUAGGUUUGCCUUUGAUGUGCAUUGACAAUAGUCAGUAGCACGUCUUUUUGACAUAUUUUGUCCUCUUUCUUUGGAGAGUUUGCUCUAAAGUGGGAAAGGAACUUUACAAUGUUUAUCAAUUUUACGCGAGAAAAUAGAAAUAGAAAAUUCAUUAUGGUUCUACUUUCCUCUUUCUAGUAGUUUAGUUGUGUCCCUGGUUCUCUCAUCUUUGCUUGCAUUUUGCAUGAUCCAGUGAGCUUGAUAAAUGAACGUGCAGAUGUACUUGUGGGCUUGGUUUGUUGCUGUUUUGCAUUCCUUACCACGUGUUGAAUGUGGAAGUGUUGUAGACCACUCUUUUUGGCAUUCUUUAGUCUUAAUUGUUAUUUCU
Molecule: messenger RNA, 3301 nt
Organism: Sesamum indicum (sesame)
Lineage: Eukaryota; Viridiplantae; Streptophyta; Magnoliopsida; Lamiales; Pedaliaceae
Source: RefSeq, a predicted model, not a curated record